AUGGGGGAAGACAGAGAAUACCAAGGAUAUAAUCCGAAGCGGAGGCGAGUUGACUCCUCGCGACCGCAGCCCAAGUUCCAGAAUGGCUGGCGAGCUUCGACACCCCGUGGCCAGUCGCAAUAUCCCGGGACACCACCACCUCGAGACCAGGAUGUUCUGGGACCGACCGAUGAGGACGCGAAAGCCUUGGAUCGCGACUGGUACGGCGCAGAUGAGUUUGGCGGCCAUGUGUUUGGCGACGAUACACAUAACCCCUUUGCAUCCUAUGAAAUGUCAGCAUGGGAGAAUCAGCAAGUCGAGUCGGCAAAGGCGGAGAAGAUGGCAAGCCGUUAUGACGCGCGAAGACAAGAAAGGCAAAGGGAAAAUGACGCUUGGGAGACCAACCGAAUGCUUGUUUCGGGUGUCGCCCAGCGCAGGGAUAUGGCCAGUGAUUUCGACGAUCAGGAGGCUACCCGUGUCCAUCUGCUCACGCACGACUUGCGACCACCCUUCCUUGAUGGACGGACAAUCUUCACCAAGCAGGUCGAACCGAUUCCGGCCGUCAGGGAUUACCAGAGCGAUAUGGCGAUCUUCAGCAGGAAGGGAAGCAAGGUAGUCAAGGAAGCACGUCAACAACGAGAGAGGCAGAGACAGGCCCAGGAGGCUACAAGUAUGGCUGGUACCGUGCUUGGCAAUAUCCUAGGGGCCAAGGAGGAAGAUGGAGACAGCGCUCUCCCCAUCGCUGGCGAGGAAGAUACGGUCAAGGAAGAUCGAAAAGGCAACAAGUUCAGUGAACACAUGAAGAAAGGGGAGGGUGCGAGCAACUUCAGCCAGAGCAAGACGCUACGAGAGCAGCGUGAAUACCUUCCCGCAUUUGCUGUUCGCGAGGAUUUGCUGCGUGUUAUCCGGGAAAACCAAGUCACCAUCGUUAUUGGCGAGACGGGUUCUGGCAAAACAACACAGCUGACGCAGUUUUUGAUGGAGGAUGGGUAUGGGAAGACGGGCAUGAUUGGUUGUACGCAACCUCGUCGAGUGGCAGCAAUGAGUGUCGCCAAGCGUGUCGCAGAAGAGAUGGAGGUUCCCCUGGGAAGCACGGUAGGCUAUGCAAUCCGAUUCGAAGAUUGUACUAGCAAGGAGACCGUGGUGAAGUACAUGACAGACGGUGUGCUGCUGAGAGAAUCUCUCAAUGAACCUGACUUGGACAAAUAUUCAUGUAUCAUCAUGGAUGAGGCUCACGAACGUGCGCUGAACACUGAUAUCUUGAUGGGGCUGUUCAAGAAAAUCCUCCAGCGGAGACGCGAUAUCAAACUCAUUGUGACAUCCGCAACUAUGAAUGCGAAGCGCUUCUCCGAAUUUUUCGGAGGGGCACCGGAGUUCACUAUUCCAGGCCGAACAUUUCCUGUCGAUGUCAUGUUCCAUCGCUCGCCUGUGGAAGAUUACGUCGACCAAGCCGUUCAGCAAGUUCUUGCUAUCCACGUAUCUAUGGAUCAAGGUGAUAUCCUCGUCUUCAUGACCGGCCAGGAAGAUAUCGAAAUCACUUGUGAGCUCGUGCAGAAGAGGCUCGAUGCGCUCAAUGACCCGCCAAAAUUGAGCAUUCUGCCAAUCUACAGUCAAAUGCCAGCAGAUUUGCAGGCCAAGAUUUUCGACAGAGCCGCGCCAGGAGUUCGCAAGUGCAUCGUCGCCACAAAUAUUGCUGAGACAAGUUUAACAGUCGAUGGAAUCAAGUAUGUCGUUGAUGCUGGGUAUUCUAAAAUGAAGGUCUACAACCCCAAAAUGGGCAUGGACACUCUUCAGAUUACCCCCAUUUCGCAAGCCAACGCAUCGCAGCGAUCUGGUCGUGCAGGAAGAACGGGGCCUGGUAAGGCCUUCAGACUUUUUACCGAGAAGGCCUUCAAGGAGGAGUUGUAUUUGCAGACAAUUCCCGAAAUUCAGCGGACCAACCUCGCCAACACCGUCCUCAUGCUCAAAUCUCUAGGCGUGAAGGAUCUGCUAGACUUUGAUUUCAUGGACCCUCCCCCCCAAGACACUAUCCUAACUUCUAUGUUUGACCUCUGGGCUCUCGGGGCGCUUGACAAUCUGGGAGGGCUAACACCUCUGGGGCACAAAAUGAGUGCUUUCCCAAUGGACCCUUCGCUUUCAAAGCUUUUGAUCACCGCGGAAGAGUACGGGUGCAGCGAGGAGAUGAUCACCAUUGUCUCCAUGCUUUCUGUUCCCAAUGUGUUCUACAGACCCAAGGAAAGACAGGACGAGGCAGACGCCCAGAGGGAAAAGUUCUGGGUCCACGAGUCAGACCACCUGACGUAUCUUCAAGUUUACUCGGCUUGGAAGUCCAACGGGUACUCCGAUGGCUGGUGUGUCCGGCACUUCCUCCAUCCAAAGUCCCUCAGAAGAGCGAAGGAGAUAAGGGAGCAGCUCAUGGAUAUCGUGAAGAUGCAAAAAAUGCAGCUCAUCAGCUGUGGCAUGGACUGGGAUCUGAUCCGAAAGUGCAUCUGCUCUGGAUACUACCACCAGGCAGCCAAGUACAAGGGAUCUGGAGAGUACAUCAACCUGCGCACCAACCUCGGAGUCCAGCUCCAUCCGACCAGUGCCCUGUACGCUGGUCACCCUCCUGAUUACAUCGUCUACCACGAGCUUAUCCUCACCUCCAAAGUAUACGUCUCAACCGUCACAGCGGUUGAUCCGCACUGGCUUGCAGACCUAGGAGGAGUAUUCUACUCGAUCAAAGAAAAGGGAUUCUCGUCUCGAGACAAACGUAUCACGGAGACGGAAUUCAAUCGGAAGAUGGAGAUCGAAGCCAAGAUGGAGGAAGACAGACAACGAGAGGAAGAUCGGAAACAAGCCGAAGUUGAGAAAACGACCAAGAAGAAAGCGACAAUAAAUGGCAAGAAGUUCGUCACGCAGGGCGCCGUGAAGAAGCCUGUUAUCAAGCGACGGGGCCGAGGAUUCUAA
Messenger RNA from Clonostachys rhizophaga, 2928 nucleotides. The record is from the annotation of a GenBank genome assembly. Lineage: Eukaryota; Fungi; Ascomycota; Sordariomycetes; Hypocreales; Bionectriaceae.